This is a messenger RNA of Megalopta genalis, 9408 nucleotides long. RefSeq lists its product as uncharacterized. The record is from RefSeq and is a predicted model, not a curated record. Gene Ontology annotation, molecular function: epidermal growth factor receptor binding; receptor ligand activity. Gene Ontology annotation, biological process: epidermal growth factor receptor signaling pathway. NCBI's taxonomy places the organism in Eukaryota, Metazoa, Arthropoda, Insecta, Hymenoptera, Halictidae.
AAGGAAGGAAGCAAGGAAGGAAGAAAGGAAGAACGGAAUGGAAUUUUAUUCAAGAAGCGCACUAAUGCGGGAAGUCCGAGCUCGGUGAUUUCCGGACGCGAUCGGCUGUUUCCGGCACGGCGGCCCUCCCGAACUAAACCAUUCAUUCGAAAGAGCGAGAGGCGGCCGUUAGACGAGGAGGGGGAUAGGAAGGUGGGUAGGCGCGAGUGAAAUGGUUCGGGCGCGAGCAGGACAAACAGCGCCAGCGAACGAGCGAGUGAAUGAGAAAAGGACGAAGGGUAGGGCAGGAGGAAAGGAGAAGGAAAGUGGCUAGGCGAGAGAGGCAAGAGGGGCGAAAGAGAAUACGCGAGAGAGGUAGGCACGGCACGGCCGAUUCGAGAAGGCUGGGUAGACUGGUAGGUUGGCAGGCAGGAGUAAGAAAGUGAGGCAUAGCAAUACUGACUAGCAGCAGUCAGACUGGCCGGCCGCGCUGUAGUUCGCGGAGCACUCCUAGCGAAUCGACAGCAGAUGUGGCCAGUUAGCUCGACGCUGUGUGCUCGUCCGGAGUACCGAGGAUUUCGAUGCACCGACCGAAUCCGAAUGCAGUGAACGGCAGACAGCGACAACGACCGACCGUAGCUGACGAGCUUAGUGACCCUCUAUCGCCAGCGCGACGAGGGUUCGUUCGGAAUGACGCGAGCGUGAGCAGAAACGUCUAACCGUUUGACACACGAGUCGCGGCCGAUAACAAAAACAGAGAGAUAGAGAGAGAGAGAGAGAGAAAGCGUGUAAGAGGUAGAGAAAGAGCGACAACUAGAUAAAUAGAGUUACCUGGUUAGACACGGCGAACACAUCGACGCAUGCAAUGGACAGGUGACAAAGGUGUUGAGGGGCAUAGAGCCGAUCAAUCGGUGGGACACAGAAGAGGAAAAGAAAAAUCGAAUGGAACAGUCGGUCGCGCGCCACCACCAAGAACGCAGUGACCGUCGUACCUCGUACCUGUCCGUCGGUGGCCGAAGACUUGUCCGAUCGCGAGUCGGUAGUGAUGUGGCAACGUUGCCGGUGGUUCGCGAGCGGAGGAGUCAGUCGUCGCUCGGCUGUUCUGUCGUAGUCCGUGUCUGACAGUGCGGUGCCGCUGCCGAUAUAACCGCGAGACGGGGCCCGUCAAGGGCCCACGAGCGAAAACACCGCGCGGUGUGUCACGAUGACAGACUCGAGAGAGCCGCGAUCGAGCAGCACAGGUAUCAUCAUCAUCGCCGCCGGGAUCAUCCGAGAGACACGUCGCACGUUGCUGUACUACGACAGUCAGCUCGUACUCGUUGUGUAAAAUAGUUCACGGGAGUGGAGAGAGUCGGUCGAGUUCGCUCGCUGGUUGGCUCUCGCGGGAGGUAGUAACAGUGCCGAGCCGUAUAAUCACGGUGUGUCGUUUUUUUUCGUCUCUCUCGCCGAGAGAGCGAGAGCGAGAAAGAGAGAUAGAUAGAUAGAAAGAGAAAGAGAGAUAGAGAGAGCUGGUCGUCGUCUUGCUUUGGUGUUCUUCAUCGUGGAACACACACCGGAGAGUUCCUAAAAGUGCGCCCGCGCGUUUCUAUACGCGUACACGGUCGCGUCUGCUCGAGCGUCGAGGGACGAAUGAGUGCGUGAAUCGUGACACAACACGUCGCGUCCGAGCGUGUACGGACACACGGCAAGAGAGAGAGAGAGAGAAAAGUCAUUCGGUCCGGUGUCUCCCUCGCUCUUUCUCUCUCUGUCUCCCUUGCGUGGUCGAACUUUACGCCGUCGUACACGCUUCGGCCCCCACCCGUCGGCCGUGAGACUGUUCCUUUCUCCCUCUCUCUCGCACCAGGGCCCAUUUAUCUAUCCCGUGUGUAUCGGCCGUGCGUCUGUCUCUCGCGGUCUACCGACAUUCCGUUUCUCUGUGUGCGGCUGCCAGAGUUUUCACUGGCGCGACACGGCACGCGCGCACGCACGCACGAACGCACGCACGCAUCGGCGCAACACACGACACGGGACACGUAAACGAAACCGGCCGCCGCCACUACCACCGCAACCAAGAGAGAGCAAGAGGGAGGUAGAGAGAGAGAGAGAAAGAGAGAACGGAAGAGAGAGAGCGAGAGGGCAAGGGAGAAAGAUAGUUCAAGCCAGUCACGGGAGUGUCAAAGAUCCGAGGAAAAAUCACGGGCAUGGGAACAGUGUGUGCCGCGGACUGAAAAACAGUGCGCGAACGACCGGUUGUCCCGUGUUCCAACCGUGCCGCGGUGAAUCUUUUUCGCUCGCCUUGCAUUUCGUGUGUGUGCGCGCUGCUGCACCUCUCCGUGUGUCCCUUUUACCGAAGGAGGAAGAGAGGUUAGGUUAGGCUAGGACAUCACACGCGUACAUACAUAUAUUCUACACACACACACACACACACAGAGAGACGGGAUAUAUAUUUCUCUCUCACUCGCGUCACCCCCGGCAAACUACGUCCGUCCCUGUCUCGCUCCUCUCUUUGCCCUCCCCCUCUCCUUGUCUGGCGCACGCGAAGAGGAACGCAGCAGACACGAGAGAGAACCGAGCGAACUACCACCACACGCAGCCCAGGACAAUCGGGGAAAGAGAAGGAAAACACAAAUGCCGAUCGCCGGUGGAAUUCUGGUCGCUGGAACCGCGGCUCAUUGCCUGUCUUCCGCCGCUGGCAUGCUUCGAUUCCUCGCUAGACUUUCAGGGAGGCGGCGGCACGUGCGACGUAGCUCGGGGCCAGGUGGUAGAGCUCGUGCCGUUGAGGAAACAGAAGAGGCUGCUGCUGCUGCCGCUGCUGCUGCUGCUGCCGGCGCUGCUGCCGCUGCUGCUGCUGCUGCUGCUGCUGCUGCUGCGGCCGCUGCUGCUGCUGCCUGCACCGCUGUCGUCGUUGCUGCGGGGGUGGGAGAAGGCUGCUCGAGCCUGGCUGGCGAAGGUAGGGGAGUAGGAGGAUGCGAAGUAUCGGUCGGAGCGAGCGUGCUCGAGGAGGUCAGUUCACCGGUGGCGGAUGGCGAGGUCUGCUGCAGCGACAGCAGUACCACCAACUACCACCACCGACCCCAUCACCUCCAUCAUCCUCAACAACAACAACAGCAGCAGCAACAACAUCGUCGCUACGGACACCACCGUCACCAGCAGCGCCACCGAUGUCACCAGCGAAGGGACACUGUGGCAGCGGCUAGCGACGAGCUGCUCGUCGUCGACGAGGAACCCGACGAUGAGGCUCUGUGCCAGGAACAGCCAGCCGACGCUCGUCACCGCGACAUCCACGAGCUCCAUCACCUCCAUCACCACCACCACCAUCAUCUCCACCGACUCCACCAUCGACCUCAUCACUCGCCCCGGCCACCUCGGCAUCAUCAUCAUCAUCGUCACCUGCACACGACGCAAGAACGGCUGCCGGACGACAGGCCACCCAGCGACCGGGAACAGACCCGAGAGGACGACGACGUGGACGUCGAUCGCGUCGCACGAACCACCGACCGUCACGCGGAUGGUACCACCGCCGACAACCCUGCCACCGUCACUGCCAUGACGAGAGGAUGCAGGAUCCCACCCUACCUCGCCACUCUACUCAUCCUCUCCUACACGCUCUUCGGCAUAGCAGACGCCUGUUCGUCGCGGUCGACGCCGAAGCCACGGCCGCCGACGCCGACGCCUCGACCGAACAUCACAUUCCACAUGUACACGUGUCCACCGGAUUAUGCGGAAUGGUACUGCCUGAACGGUGCCACAUGUUUCACUGUCAAAAUCGUCGAUUCCCUCCUGUACAAUUGCUUAUGCGCGAACGGCUACAUCGGGCAGAGGUGCGAGUUUAAGGAUUUAGAUGGUUCCUAUUUGCCUUCCCGGCAGCGUGUAAUGUUGGAGACGGCCAGCAUCGCCGGCGGUGCCACGAUAGCAGUAUUCCUCGUCGUUAUCAUUUGCAUAGCGGCUUACAUCCACUGCAAGCGAAAGCAAAAGGAAUUGCGAUCGAGUAACUGCGUCGACACGGUGGAUGGUCCUGGCCGAGAUCCGGAGCUGAGGCCGUUUAGCAACCGCAGCCGCUCUCUGAGGAUCUUCAUGACCAAGAAUCCUAAUAGCUCGGCGGCGAUCGAGCAAACGAGAAUGCCCGGAUGGAACAGCCCGGAAGCGGAGUCGAUGAGAAUGGCGUCGAUCAGCGAGGGCAAGCAUUCGAAUCAAUAAUAGCCAAUCUGGUGCCUAAUUCCGAACGACACGGACCGACGGCGUCUGGGCGUAGAUCAUCCUCGAUCGCCGAGAGACACGGACGCGUCCACGGAACGAAUCGACCGCUUUCGCCCAUCUCCAAUGCUUUCUGUCUCCGUCCAUGGACUACGUUUACGUUUCCCUUCGGUUCCUCGUCGGCUGAGAUCUCUCCUCUCUCUGCGAAACCGAACUCUGUGACGAGGAUCAUCGACCGAUCCGCGAGCUUCGGCAUCCUCGAAACCGUCUAAAAGACUUGUGGAUCCCAGGCGGAAGAGAUCGAAGAGGAAUCGUCGAAUGGAAGCCGCGUAGCUCAAACUUGAAAUAGAGCUGGACCUCUCGGAAGAACAAAGAACGAGGAAAGUGGAAGAAAGGGGGGCUUUAAAAAUAAAAGCCGUCGCGGACACUCGUCUAGAGAGAGGGAGAGAGAGCGAGAGAGAGAAAGAGAGAGAGAGUGUGUGUGUAUGUGUGUGUGUACACACCCGGUAAUUCAUUGUUCCUAUCCGGACGAAAGUGAAACAUAGUUUUUAGAUCAGACAAUAAUAAUAAUCGAAGAAACAACAAAAAACUAGGCAGCAGAGAUAAGGAAAACAACAACUGUAACCAACAGUAGCGGCUAGCGACGAGAAAAUCUACGAGUUCUGUUCUCCCGGCUUCUUCGAGGAAGGAGAAGCGUUUUCCAGUGGAUCAGCUUGCAGACAAUUCUUUGUGACUUUCAAUGUCCUGUCGUUUCUUCUUUUCUCUCCUCGCGCUUCUGCGUUGUUUUCUUGUUCUUCUCGAUCUGUCGGUCGGUUCAGCGGAAGUUCCUCUUGCGAAGUAACAGAGAAGAGAUAGAGAGAAAGAAAGGAAGAAAGAAAGAGAGAGAAACGAUCGCGGCUCGAGAGAGUGCUCUUUCGCCGGAGAUUCCUCGAAAAAUGUUCGUGUUCCGGCUUUGUUCUCUCUGUUCGUCUCGGUUCGUCGGUUCCUAGACAGACGAGAGAGCGCGUGUUCCCGUGUGCGCGAGCGAGUGUGAAUGAGAAACAUCGUGCGCGGGUGUGUGGGUGGCUGUCCGCUCGAUAGACGAUUAUUUAUUUAUUCGGAAGCUCGUCCCGGCGCGGAAUAAUCGGAGGAUCACGGCCGAUCGAACGUGUGUCGCGUCCCGUGGAAACGAUUGGUGCUCAUGAAAUGUCGUUUUUCGAUCCAUCGACGUGUCCUCGUUUUAUUCUAAUACGCUCCACGCUAUAUCUAAGACAACGCCAAAGAGAAUCCAAAACGAUAUACCCCUUACCCCGUGUAUCCUACAUAGUUUAUCCCAGUAAACGAACGCGUUCAAGGGAACAAGGUGUACCCAGGUCCUCGAGGAUCGAGCGCGGUUCAUCAGAAUGAUAGUGCGCGGAACCAUGGCAAAACAGUCGCUUCAGUCGUGUUAAGAUUUUCCAAAAGCUCGACGAUUGGGAAAAACGAUGUUCCAUAUACCGGGAUCCGAUUCCGGAAGAGAAACGCGGCGCGCGGGGAAGGUAUUCGCUUGCGAGAACACUGAAAAGAUUGCAGUAGUUUCGCGACAGUCGCAAUAGACGUCCACGCCAUCCCUAUAUAAAAUGUACACUGUCUGCCUCAAGCAAGAUGGACAGCUUUUAUGACCAUUGAUGCUUCUUUUGGAAACGAUCAAUCAAAAGUAAGUAAAAAAGUCUGGCUCCAGAUUGUUCAUUGCAUAAUUACAGAGAUCAACAUAUACACAGAGAAACUGAUUGAAUACCUCCAUUUAUCAGGAAAUAUAAUAAAUCAUACAAAAUUCGAAUCAAUACAGACUGGUUUUGCAAAGCAAUAGAAACCACGAUUAUCUUUACAAAACAAUCCAAACUGGUACAACAUAGUAUUUACGAUGCAAUAGACAGUGUCAGUUAGCGAGUACCUUUUCCGUUCGCCAAAGUGUCCUCCGAUUACUUCAGACGUCAUGAUUGCGUCACUUCAGCGUGGUCCGUCGCGGACGAGCAUCUUCGAGGAUGCCCGAUCGAGAAAUCAGGGAGAUCCGGCAAAGGAUCGAGGGACAGCAGUGUACGUUCGGUGUGCAGUACCAAAAUGGCGCACGACCUUGGCCGAGACUCACCCCCUGGAGCCCCCAUUGUAAAUAGUAAAUUAUCCGUGCGCAGGGCCAGCCGAUCGACUCGUUCUCAACCCCCAUGGAAUUUAUCUGAGCCGCGUGAAUCGCCGUUUGUAGCGGACAAACUACAAUCAAUGACGCUUCGAUUAAGCCCCCCUCCCCUAGCCCCCUUGGACCCUCGGAUGUACCCCUCUGUGUGACGACAAAUAAAUUUCACGGGGAGAGACGAGUCGGUUGGAUGACAGGGGUCGCGUGAGAGAUCGCCGGGUCGCGUGCUCCGCACCACCGAAAAUAACCAGCCGCGCUGGUUUUCAAGAGAAUGAGAGAGAAUCUGAAUGAAUCUGAGAGAGAGAAUCUGAAAGAGAGAGAGAGAGAGAGGCGAACCGAAAAGAAAAUAUAUGUUCCGUCGCCGAAGGCGACGCCGUCCCGAGGAGUGUUGCGCGGAAGAUACACGAUAUUUUUCUCGUCGUUCGUACCUAGAGAGAAAGAGAGCGGGAGAGAGAAAGAGAGAGAGAGAGAGAGAGAGAGAGAAAUAAAGGGAGAAGUCUAUCCGUGUAGAACGGUGAUUUGUAUAUUUGUAGAUACUGCGGAGUGAGGAGAAGCUUCCAAACGCUCUAUGAGAUCGUCUGCUCUUCUUGUGUCUUAAUGGGUCGCGAACAGUCAGCCCCCUUGCACCCCUUUGCUUUCCACCCCCCUGCUGAUCUUUCAGCCCCCGCUGCUGGCGAGACUAUAAGCAUAGUUCUCUCCAGAAUGAAUUUCGGGGAGAACGAUCAGGGGAGCGAAACUGAAGAGACAAGAAUUGGAGACGAAGUUUAGGUCGCGAGAAGAGAAGAGGCCUAACAGAGAAGUUGUGUUUCUCGGGGAUGCCCCCGACAUUAAUUUAUAAAUAGUCUUAAUUAACGUGGAGAAACGGCGUCAUUCUAAUUUAAUUUUCCUCCCCGCACAUGCGAUACACACAUACACAACAUGUACACUGACACACACCCACGAACACAGACAAGAUGCCCAGACCCCCAGAAUCGUACGUCUCAUACUUUGUACUUGGUUCCUAAUUUAUUCUUACUUUCUCGUAAUUAAUUAAUUAUCACGAUUUAAUUAUUCUUACUAAUUUACGAUCAUUAGUUAACGAUCGAUCAAUUUAUUCAUUUUCUUUUUCCAUUUUUUUUUGUCUUCUUCUUUCCUCUUUAAUUAUUACCUAUCGAUCGGAACUCGAUUAAUCAGUUAUUCCUAAUAAACUAGCUCUCGCGUAUUUUGGUUAACGAUACGUUUUAAGGACACGAUUUAUUAUUUAUGAGUAGAGAGACGAAACGAGGAGGUGAACGGACGCGGCGAGGAUCGCGAGGCGACCCUAAACAGGCUAGACGGUCUGCCACUUUUCUUUCUUAGAUAUCUUUGGAUCGGCGAAAGAUGAUUUAACGAAAUUAUCCAGUUCUAGAUCGACGAAGGAAAUUACUCGAAAUUGAGUCUGUAGAAGAUUGCGACAACCUGCGAUCUACGAUUCGUUGAUCGAAGCGUCGGGGGGGAUUGAGGACCCCGCAUGAUCGUUGGAUCACAAUCAUUGACCAUCCUUUAGCUCUCGGGUCCAAGAACCAUUAUGCUUUACGUUUUUCAAGCAAAGUAUCAGCAAAAACGAUCUACAAAGAUCACUCGGUGGACCGGCUAGAACUGUGUCGCGACCAAGCCGCGAUCGAUCGAUCGCUCGCUCGAGACCCAGGAUCCGAUUUCCCCGUGAUUUCCAUAUCAGAAGCGACCCGUUGUCACCAACCGAUCGCUCGAUUUUCCAUUGUGUUCAACAUUUUUCAUUUUUUCCACGGGGAGCAGAAAGAAAAGAGGAUAGUUUCGCCUCGAUCGAGAGCGAUCGGUCGAGUUCUCCGCGAUCCAGCGAUCGUUUGAAGCGUGCAGACAGAGUGGUGGCAUUUUAGUACAUCAGACAGCGCCGUGGCCGUGUGAUCGCGCGGAUCUAAGCGAACAAGAGGACCAGGAAGAGAGGGAAUAGGAGAGAAAAGAGAGAGAGAGAGAGAGGGGGGGAGAGAGAGAGAGAGAGGGUGAGGAAAAUAAACUGCUCAGCCUGGAAAAGCGUAUUUGAUCUGGACGAAAGAAAUCUGACAAUUUUCUUUGGGUCAUCAGCUGAGCGUCGAAGAAGACUGCCGAUGGGGAUUGAUCGACGAGAAUUCUCGAGGCGACCGGAACUUCGAAAUUCGCGAUCGGCCUCGAUCAAAGCUCUCGAUCAAUCUUCUGAUCGGCUUCUUUCUUCGCUUCCGAUUCUCUCUUUCUCCAAUGCCAUCCUGGCGAGGUUCUAUCAGCCAUUUGUUCCUCCCUCGCUUCCACGAUUCGCUUGUUCGUCGAGUGUUGUUUAUUUAACAAUAAAACGCGUUCUCUUUAGUUCUCCGUUUUAAUUUCUGGACGGAGAUCCGCUCGCGCUCGGGGACACGCGUCGGAUCUCCCAAAACGAAAUUGUCUCGUGUUCCCAUCGUGAAUCGCGUGCGCUUUAAACAUGACGGCGGAUGGUAGGUACCCCCGUCCGACAUUACCAAAUCCGUACUGUAUCGCGCGGUAUGCUGUUCGUUGUAAAUGUACCAAAGACAAUGUCGAUUAACUGACAAAUAAUUUAGUUUAUUUAAAUGCAAAGGAUGAAAGAGUGGGAGAGAGAGAGAGAGAGAAAAAGAGAGAUAGAGACGCGUAUAGCAGAUAGAGAGAUGAAGAGAUAGGAGGUUGAGAGAUAGAUGCGAGAGAAGGGGUUGAAACGUUCCCUUUUCGUGGAAGGAUUUGAAGAGGGAGCGACCAAGAAUUAAAUGCGGGACAUAUAUAUUAAUAUACGAAAGUUAUCUAUCCAAAGGAAGCUGCUAAAGUGUCAUUUAGCUAGACGAGAUUGAUCAAUGGGAUCCGCAAUGUUGCAUCGAAACAUUGUUAUUAUUUUUGUAAAGAAACCAUGUACAUGUAUUAACUUAGCGUGCUCUGCGUAUGGAAGCUUACGAUAUGUUGAUUAUUAUUAUUAUUGCUAUUAUUAUUAUUAUUAUCUAUUUUUAUUAUUAUUAUUAUUAUUAUUAUCUAUUAUUAUUAUGAUUAUGAUUAUUAUUAUAUUGAAAGGAAUAAAAACUUGUAAUCUUGUUUCCCGAAAUGUUUAAAUAGCAUAAAUAUCGAGAUCUUACACGUUA